This is a messenger RNA of Anopheles bellator, 608 nucleotides long. It is a transcript of the gene Atox1, whose product is annotated as copper transport protein ATOX1. Gene Ontology annotation, biological process: copper ion transport. Bases 214 to 432 code for a protein of 72 amino acids. The record is from RefSeq and is a predicted model, not a curated record. Lineage: Eukaryota; Metazoa; Arthropoda; Insecta; Diptera; Culicidae. The transcript is spliced from 3 exons. Gene Ontology annotation, molecular function: metal ion binding; copper chaperone activity. Gene Ontology annotation, cellular component: cytosol.
AUUGAGUCCCGCAGUGUGUCGUCACGGAGAGAACGCUUUAGUUUUAAUUUCAACCCACCUCGGAAAGUGACUGCGCCGUGAACUUUCACCAUCCGCAUACGGGGAAAUCUCGUUCAUCUACGUCAGCAAAAAGGAAUAGCACAGGACGGCAGCACCGCUCGACAGAGUAGGGCCACAACUAGCAAACGAACGAGUCAAUAGAAAAGUAGCACAAUGACGACUGUUCACGAAUUUCAAGUGGAAAUGACUUGUACCGGCUGUUCCGGGGCUGUGGAGCGUGUCCUCGGCAAACAGAAAGAAAAAGUGGAAAAGGUGGAGAUUGACCUGGACAACAAGAAGGUGUUCGUCACCUCGGCGCUGUCGGCGGACGAACUGCUAGGUAUUAUAAAAAAGACUGGUAAAGAAACGAGCUACAUCGGGGUAAGGCACUGAAUCUUUCCGACUUGAGAAGCCGAGCGCGGGAUCUGUGCAAAAGUAACGUAACGAUCACAAGAGCGUGUAUAAGGCGCAACAACUAAUCAAGAUGAGCUAUUAUUUUAAUCUUACUUUGUCCGUUCAACUUUUGAGAUCAUUAUUUUGACGUAAAGAAAUAAAUCUAUAUAUAUUUA